UUUUCUUCCAAUUCCUCCAUAAGAAAGAGUUUGGAAUCGUCUGCAUAAUCAGAGUCAAUUUAGCAUUUAAUUCACUUUUUCGUAUAAUACGUCAAGACAGGGAGGAGAAAAGUGGCGGCUUUCUAAACGUCAACGUGUUCGUUUAUGAGCCAAACUUUUGCCUGAUCAUAUAUUCUCCUCUGCUUGGGGCACGGGCAGCUACCCUGCUCUGCCACCCACAUCAUUCAGAAGAGCUAGAGAUGACUCUUCCGAGAGGCGCCGCAGAUGGCGAACCCAAUAAUUCCCGGCCGGAAUCCACUGACGAGCGCCAACUACUUCAGAUGGCCGAGGAUGGCGGUACCGUUAAUGCCUCCUCCUCUUCAUGGUCUUUCCUUCCACCGCACAAGAAGAGCAAAGUUGAAUCCAGCGAUGAAGAUUUGUUCACGGUUCCUGACGUGGAGGCUCCACCACCAAUGAAUUCUGCUGCCAUGGCUAAUCUUUUCGAGCAUGAGAAGAAUGCCGAGAUUCAGCGCCAGAUGGGGUUAUCUGGGAAGCGCCGGAGGGGACGAAAUCCUGCUGAUAAAGAGUAUAGACGCCUCAAGAGGUUGCUUAGGAACAGAGUGUCUGCUCAACAAGCCCGAGAAAGGAAGAAGGUGUAUGUGAAUGAACUGGAAUCAAGAACCAAAGAAUUGCAGGACAGGAACUCCAAAUUAGAAGAGAAGAUCUCAACUUUAAUCAAUGAAAAUACCAUGCUUAGGAAGGUUCUUCUGAACACCAGGCCUAAGAAUGAUGAAAGUACUGAGCCGAAGCAGGAUCAGUUUGGCUAGAGCUAACAAGCAUAAGGUCAUUUUGUUUAGGCCUUUCGGGUUAUAUAAUUUUUGUUUAGGAUUCUCGUAAAUCCUUUUAGAAAAGAGUAAUGCUAAAAACUACAUCAUCAUCUCAUUAGAUUGAUGUGACAGUGCUCAUCAGUAUUUUAAGUAGUUCUUGUAAAAAAAAAAAAGCUUAAAAGACUAAUGAGCACCGUCACUUGAACUCAAUAAAAUAAAGAGUGUGAUAUUUAGCAUUUCUCUUUAAAGAAAAUGUGAAUUGCAGAUUUUUCUGAGCUAUGUAUGUAUUACCAAAUGUCUUAAACCCUCGGUCGUAACGAACGUUUAUUUAUUUUUAUUUUUUUCUUAAUAUAUAGUAAUAGCAUACACCUUUUACUACUAUUUA
Alnus glutinosa is the source of this 1191-nucleotide messenger RNA. RefSeq names its product transcription factor HY5-like. Gene Ontology annotation, molecular function: DNA-binding transcription factor activity, RNA polymerase II-specific. Gene Ontology annotation, biological process: positive regulation of transcription by RNA polymerase II; response to far red light; response to red light. NCBI's taxonomy places the organism in Eukaryota, Viridiplantae, Streptophyta, Magnoliopsida, Fagales, Betulaceae. Gene Ontology annotation, cellular component: nucleus. The record is from RefSeq and is a predicted model, not a curated record. The transcript has 4 exons. The coding region runs from base 240 to 806 and encodes 188 amino acids.